Molecule: messenger RNA, 1848 nt
Organism: Microdochium trichocladiopsis
Lineage: Eukaryota; Fungi; Ascomycota; Sordariomycetes; Xylariales; Microdochiaceae
Product: P-loop containing nucleoside triphosphate hydrolase protein
Exons: 3
Coding region: 1-1848 (615 amino acids)
Biological process (GO): maturation of LSU-rRNA from tricistronic rRNA transcript (SSU-rRNA, 5.8S rRNA, LSU-rRNA)
Cellular component (GO): nucleolus
Molecular function (GO): nucleic acid binding; RNA helicase activity; ATP binding
Source: RefSeq, a predicted model, not a curated record
AUGGACGCGGCAAAGCUCAGCAAGAAGCGGAAGUACAAGGACGGCUCGUCCAGCGCGAAGGCUGCCGCCGCCGCCCCAGCCAAGGCGACAGCACCCGUCCCCAAGUCGAAGAAGCUCAAGCGCGCGGAACCCGUGGUCGAGCCCGAGGAGUCUGACAGCGACGACGACGACGACGACGAUGAUGAGGAGGAGCAAGGGGAGGAUGCCAGCGCCAGUGGAUCCGACAACGACAACGAGGACGAGGCUGAGAACGAGCAGGAUGGCGAGGAUGCCGCCGAGCUGGACAGAAGAGUCGAGGCUGCGGACAAGGACGACGACGGUGAAGCAGACGCCGGCGCCGACCUGCCCGACGGCAGCGCCCUGACCCUGCCGCCGACGGCAGCCACCGACGCGCAGAACUUUGCAGACCUCAAGCUCUCGGACAAGUCGGCCAAGGCCAUCGAGGAGAUGGGCUUCACCAAGAUGACCGAGAUCCAGCGGCGUGCGGUGCCACCGGGUCUGGCGGGCAAGGAUAUCCUCGGCGCCGCCAAGACGGGCUCGGGCAAGACGCUCGCGUUCCUGAUCCCAGCCGUCGAGAUGCUGUGCUCACUGCGCUUCAAGCCGCGCAACGGCACCGGCGUGAUUGUCGUCUCGCCCACGCGCGAGCUGGCGCUGCAGAUCUUCGGCGUCGCCCGCGAGCUCAUGGCGCACCACUCGCAGACGUACGGCAUCGUGAUUGGCGGCGCGAACCGCAAGGCCGAGGCCGACAAGCUGUCCAAGGGCGUCAACCUGAUCAUUGCCACGCCCGGUCGCCUGCUCGACCACCUGCAGAACACGCCGUUUGUCUUCAAGAACCUCAAGUCACUCAUCAUCGACGAGGCCGACCGGAUCCUCGAGAUUGGUUUCGAGGACGAGAUGCGGCAGAUCAUCAAGAUCCUGCCGUCGCAGGAGCGCCAGACCAUGCUCUUCUCCGCCACACAGACGACCAAGGUCGAAGACCUCGCCAGGAUAUCGCUGCGGCCUGGCCCGCUAUACAUCAACGUCGAUGAGGAGAAGCAGCACAGCACCGUCGAGGGUCUGGAGCAGGGAUACGUCGUGUGCGAGGCCGACAAGCGGUUCCUGCUGCUCUUCUCGUUCCUGAAGCGCAACCUUAGCAAGAAGGUUAUUGUCUUCUUCAGCAGUUGUGCCUGCGUUGACUACCACUCUGAGUUGCUCAACUACAUUGACCUUCCUGUCCUCGCUCUGCACGGCAAGCAGAAGCAGCAGAAGCGGACAAACACCUUCUUCGAGUUUGUGAAUGCCAAGCAAGGAAUCCUCAUCUGCACAGACGUCGCCGCGCGAGGUCUCGACAUCCCCGCGGUCGACUGGAUCGUGCAGUUCGACCCCCCGGACGAUCCGCGCGACUACAUCCACCGCGUGGGCCGGACGGCGCGUGGUUCUGGCAAGAAGGGCAAGUCGCUCAUGUUCCUGCAGCCGUCGGAGGUCGGGUUCCUGUCGCACCUCAAGUCGGCGCGCGUGCCCGUCGUCGAGUUCGACUUCCCCGCCAAGAAGAUCAUCAACGUGCAGAGCCAGCUCGAGAAGCUCAUCUCGCAGAACUACUACCUCAACAAGUCGGCCAAGGACGGCCUGCGGAGCUACCUGCACGCCUACGCCAGCCACUCCCUCCGCACCGUGUUCGACGUCAACAAGCUCGACCUCACCCGGGUCGCCAAGAGCUUCGGGUUCAGCACCCCGCCGCGGAUCGACAUCACCCUAGGCGCGGGGAUGCACGGAAACAAGAAUGGCGGUGGAAAGGGGGGCCAACAGGGGAGGAGGCCGUAUGGCAGCCAGCCGCAGCAGCAGAGAAGCCGUGGGCAGCAGAGGAGGUAA